UGCAGCUCCGCCGCCCGCAGCGGCCGCCCGGCGCCAGCCUGGAGCGCCGCCCGAUCCCGGCGCGGACAUGGGCGAGCGGAAACGCGAGCCCGCGCCACACCCGAAACUGCGCCGUCAGCACCACAGUGUGGACAACGUCAGUCGGGACAAAGAGCCGCCGGCCAGUGACAGUAAGAACACAAGCGCCAAGUACCUGGCCCGCGACAGCAGCGGCAAGCCCAACAGGUUUGGGUGGAAGAGCUGGAGCCAGCAUCGGCUUAGCGACUUCUCUGCCAAGAAGGCCUUCGGUCGUUUCAAGGACACGGGCGGCAAGGAUGGAAAUCGGGUUACGACAGUGGUGGCUACGCCCGGUCAGGGCUCCGACAAGCCCCACGAGGUGUCCUACUCAGACACCAAGGUGAUAGGAAAUGGAAGCUUUGGUGUGGUAUACCAGGCGAAGCUUUGCGAUUCUGGAGAACUGGUGGCGAUCAAAAAAGUACUCCAAGACAAGCGAUUCAAGAACCGAGAGCUUCAGAUUAUGAGGAAGCUGGAGCACUGUAACAUAGUUAAGUUGAAGUACUUUUUCUACUCCAGCGGAGAUCAGAAGGACGAGGUCUACCUGAACCUCGUGCUGGAGUACAUACCGGAGACGGUGUACAAGGUGUCGCGCCACUACAACCGCUCCAAGCAGACCAUACCCAUCAGCUUCAUCAAGCUGUACAUGUACCAGCUGUUCCGGUCGCUGGCGUACAUCCACUCGCUGGGCAUCUGCCACCGGGACAUCAAGCCGCAGAACCUGCUGCUGGACCCGGAGUCGGGCGUGCUGAAACUCUGCGACUUCGGCAGCGCCAAGAUCCUGGUGGCCGGCGAGGCCAAUGUCUCGUACAUCUGCUCGCGCUACUACCGGGCGCCCGAGCUGAUCUUCGGCGCCACCAACUAUACGACGAACAUUGACGUCUGGAGCGCCGGCUGCGUGCUGGCCGAGCUGCUGCUGGGCCAGCCCAUCUUCCCAGGCGACAGUGGUGUCGACCAGCUGGUCGAGAUCAUCAAGGUGCUGGGCACGCCCACGCGCGAGCAGCUGGGCGAGAUGAACCCCAAUUACACGGAGUUCAAGUUCCCGCAGAUCCGCGCCCACCCCUGGCAGAAGGUGUUCCGGGCACGCACGCCGCCCGAGGCCAUCGACCUGGUGUCACGGUUGCUGCAGUACACGCCCACCAUGCGCACCACGCCGCUGGAGGCCUGCGCGCACGCGUUCUUCAACGAGCUGCGCCUGCCGCAAGCUCGGCUGCCCAGCGGCCGAGAGCUGCCCCCGCUCUUCAACUUCACGGACGCCGAGCUGAAGGCGUGUCCGUCUCUGACCAGCACGCUGGUGCCGGCGCACGCGCGCGCCGGCGGCACCGCGGCGGCCGAGCCGGACGGCGCGGCGCCGCCGACAGAGCCGGCCGCCUAUUCCUGA
Molecule: messenger RNA, 1435 nt
Organism: Pollicipes pollicipes
Lineage: Eukaryota; Metazoa; Arthropoda; Thecostraca; Pollicipedomorpha; Pollicipedidae
Product: glycogen synthase kinase-3 beta
Exons: 10
Coding region: 68-1435 (455 amino acids)
Biological process (GO): peptidyl-threonine phosphorylation; positive regulation of proteasomal ubiquitin-dependent protein catabolic process; negative regulation of canonical Wnt signaling pathway
Cellular component (GO): nucleus; axon; cytosol
Molecular function (GO): ATP binding; protein serine/threonine kinase activity
Source: RefSeq, a predicted model, not a curated record